CUAUGUUUUUCCUUACAUGUUAGUGAGAAUGAGUAUUAUAUGUUUGGACCAUAUCACUCAUUGACUCAUUGUACCUUAAUCACCCUUCUUUCUUUUUUUUCCUUAACUUUUUGAGUAACGACAACUGGAAAAUUAAUUUACUAGAUUUAACAAUCUAUAUCAAUGAUUUUUUUUUUAAUAUUUUAAAUUUAUCAAGCUGAAGUUGGACAGUCUAUACAAUCUUGAUUUUUUUUUUUAUAUAUAUAAUAUCUGUAUCUUUGAGCAUUUAAUCAGUUUCACUUUCAAUAACAACUUGGAUGGUUUUUUUUUAUUAUUAGUACCCUCUUGUUCUCUAAUUUUUGAGACAUUAAUCUUGUCUCUUGCUAUUUGUCACGUAUCUAAAACAAGUGGACAUGUGCUCACGCUUUUCUAUAUUUGCCUACUGCUAAUUUGUCACCAUUUUGCGUUCAUUCACUUGUCAAAUUGAGCAUCCAAAUUUAUUUUUUAUGGUAAGAAGAACAAAUCUCAACUUUUAUGGUUACUUGAUUAGUAUUCUACUAUUCUGUAUUUGCUGAUCAGAAAGGAAUGGUAAAAUGUUGACCCAAUUAUCGACAUGCGUAUCCAAAGUUAUAUGUAGUUAAUUAUAUUACAGUAAUUCGAUCUAAAAUCUCUAAAAUAUGUGUACCACUUGUGCACAUUGCAGCUGUACACCCUCAAUUCAACAAAUCAAAUUCGACCCUCUUCCCCAAGGCCAUUGCCAAUCUUCAAAUCUUACAAGAAAACCAAAAUGAACGCAACGCAAGAUCAACCUCACAUAUUUUUCCUCCCUUUCUUAGCUCCAGGCCAUAUGAUUCCAUCCAUGGAUAUGGUAAGAUUAUUCGCAACUCGAGGACUCAAAACCACCAUUGUUACCACCCCUGCCAACUUACAUUAUUUUGCUAAAGCCAUCGAAAUCAAUACCCAAAGUUCGAGCAUCAAAAUCGACCUACUAACCAUAAAAUUCCCUUCUGAGGAAGUAGGACUUCCUAAAGGAUGUGAAAAUUUUGAUUGUGUCACAACCCCUGAAAUGUUCCAUAAGUUUUUGAAGGCCGUUGAUCUUCUUCAACAGCCUUUUACAAAUUUAAUGGAAAAAUACCACCCUACUUGUUUAGUAGCUGAUAUUUUCUUUCAUUGGGCUAAUUCCGUUGCUAGUAAGUUCGAGGUUCCACGUUUAGGAUUCCAUGGAAGUAAUUACUUUUCGCGGUGCAUUGUUUACAAUCUACUUCAGCAUGAACUGCACAAGAAACUUUCAUCUGAUUCGGAGACUUUUGUUGUACCUGGCUAUCUUCCUCAUGAGGUAAUGUUAACAAAUUCGGAGUUGGCCCCUUAUGACAAGAAACAAGGUUCAAUUUUCUUACUCGAAUUGAUGGAUAAAAUAAGAGAGGGUGUAAGAGAAUGUUAUGGUGUUAUAAUGAAUAGUUUUUUUGAGUUAGAAUCUGCUUAUAUUGAUUAUUAUGAGAAUGUUAUGGGCAUGAAACAAUGGCAUAUUGGACCGUUUUCGCUUUACUUCAAUAAUGAAGGAGAACAUGAUGCUGUAAAUAAUAGAGGGAAAAACUCGUCAAUUGAUGUUAGUGAAUGUAGGAGAUGGCUUGAUGAAAAAGAGGUUAAUUCAGUAAUUUACGUUUGUUUUGGGAGUGUGUCAAAUGUAUCAAAUGCUCAGUUACAUGAAAUAGCAAUAGCCCUUGAAGAUUUGGGUCAAAAUUUCAUCCUGGUUGUUAAAGAGGACACAAAGGAGUGGAUCGCGGAUAGGUUUGAGCGAAAAACUAAGGGCCGAGGUUUGAUUAUAAGAGGAUGGGCACCACAAAAAAUGAUUCUAAAUCAUUCAAGUGUGGGCGGAUUUGUGACUCAUUGUGGAUGGAACUCGAUACUAGAAGGGGUGAUCACAGGUGUUCCUAUGGUUACAUGGCCACUCCAUGCUGAACAAUUUUAUAAUGAGAAGUUGGUAACGGAUGUUCUAAGGAUUGGAAUUCAAGUCGGGUCAAAACGAUUUGUUCCAAGAGUUGGAAAUCAUAAUAUAAUCAUUGGAAAUAAAGAGCUUUUGAAGGCAAUGAAAAGUGUGAUGAUUGAUGAAAUAGCUCAAGAUAUGAGAAAUAGGGUUCAGAAGCUAAAAGAAAUGGCAAGGAAGACUAUAUCCGAAGGAGGAUCAUCUUACUCUCAAUUAACUGCUUUAAUUACAGAAAUUAAAUCAUUCAAGAGCUAAAUGAACUUGAAAAAAUAUAAAAGUUUUGUUAUGUUUUUUGGAUCUAAUUGUAAGUUCUGAAUUUAGUAUUGAAUGUUGUACCUCAAUUCUAACUUUAAAUUGUGUCAUGCAAGAACAUAGAUUUUUCUUUGAGUAGUGUAAGAAAUUGUAGAAUUAGUUGUUGAAAUAGGCUAAUUAAACCCCCAUAUUUGUGUCCUUCAUGGUGUUAAAGAAGUGUUACUACUUAAAGUGUUUUACUCAAAAUAAGAUCCCCACUUAAAAUGUUAAUUUAUUCUUGUUAUAUUAAUUCUGUUAUAGGAUAGUUGUACAAUUUCUAUCCUUUUGAAA
Molecule: messenger RNA, 2545 nt
Organism: Chenopodium quinoa (quinoa)
Lineage: Eukaryota; Viridiplantae; Streptophyta; Magnoliopsida; Caryophyllales; Amaranthaceae
Product: scopoletin glucosyltransferase-like
Exons: 1
Coding region: 767-2218 (483 amino acids)
Molecular function (GO): UDP-glycosyltransferase activity
Source: RefSeq, a predicted model, not a curated record